Messenger RNA from Helobdella robusta, 639 nucleotides. RefSeq lists its product as hypothetical. Gene Ontology annotation, cellular component: cis-Golgi network; membrane; endoplasmic reticulum. The record is from RefSeq and is a predicted model, not a curated record. Gene Ontology annotation, molecular function: ER lumen protein retrieval receptor activity. Lineage: Eukaryota; Metazoa; Annelida; Clitellata; Rhynchobdellida; Glossiphoniidae. Gene Ontology annotation, biological process: endoplasmic reticulum to Golgi vesicle-mediated transport; protein retention in ER lumen. The transcript has 4 exons. The coding region runs from base 1 to 639 and encodes 212 amino acids.
AUGAACAUUUUUCGAUUGUUUGGCGAUUUAUCGCACGUUCUGGCCAUCAUCAUUUUGCUCAUGAAGAUUUGGAAGACCAGAUCAUGUGCAGGUAUAUCAGCAAAAUCUCAGAUCCUGUUUGCCUUGGUGUACACGACCAGAUAUCUAGAUCUGUUUACAUCAUUUGUGUCGGUAUAUAACUCAACCAUGAAGGUCUUGUUCAUUGUAUCCUCCUAUGCCACACUCUAUUUGAUAUUUUUCAAGUUCAAGGCCACCUACAACCAUUCGAAUGAUACAUUUCGCAUUGAAUUUCUUCUCCUUUUCUCGGCCAUUUUUGCUCUGGUAUUCCAUCAUGUCUUUGCUGUCCUGGAGAUCUUGUGGACAUUCUCAAUUUACUUGGAAUCAGUUGCCAUCCUGCCCCAGCUCUUUAUGAUCAGUAAAACAGGAGAGGCAGAGACGAUCACAAGUCAUUAUUUGUUUUCACUGGGCAUGUACAGAGCUUUCUACAUUUUCAACUGGAUCUAUCGCCACUAUAUGGAGAACUUCUUUGAUGUCAUUGCUGUUGUUGCCGGCUGUGUCCAGACUAUUCUAUAUUGUGAUUUCUUCUAUCUCUACAUAACUAAAGUUUGGAAGGGAAAGAAAUUUGCUCUACCAGCUUGA